GACUCUGACCAUAGACGAAUGUCAACGUACCGCAUUGUUUUGGACAGUCCGCAUGCAGUAAACAUUCAAACACGUGAAACGUUAGAAUUUUUGCUCAAAAUAUCCUGUCGUGAAAAUGGUUAAGAAAAAGAUUGAUAAUCGAAUUCGUGUAAUGAUUGAAAACGGUGUGAAACAGGGUCAUCGCACAAUGUUUGUCGUGGUUGGGGAUAAAUGUCGUGAUCAGGUGCCGAUACUCUAUGAUAUGUUGACCAAGGCAUCCGUAAAAACACGACCACCAGUGUUAUGGUGUUACAAAAAUAAGGAUGAAGCGAUUUCCAAUCAUGGUAAAAAACGUGCUAAAAAAAUACAGGCCGGCAAAAUCAGCGUAAACGAAUCAGAUUUGUUCGAUACAUUCAGGGUAUCAACUACAAUCCAUGGGAGGUACUAUAAAGAUACACAUACAAUCCUCGGUAAAACAUACGGAGUGUGUGUUCUGCAAGAUUUCGAAGCUUUGACUCCCAAUUUGCUUGCCAGAACAAUUGAAACAGUCGAAGGAGGUGGACUAAUCAUCCUUCUGCUUAAAACUAUCAAUUCAUUGAAGCAGCUGUACACCAUGAGUAUGGAUGUUCACAAACGCUAUCGAACUGAAGCUCAUCAUGAUAUUACAUGUCGUUUCAAUGAGCGGUUAAUUCUCUCGCUAGCCGAUUGUUCACGCUGUCUUUUAGUCAACGAUGAUUUAACCGUUCUUCCGUUGUCGUCAAAAACGGCUGAGGUUAAAACAGUGGAUGUGAGUAUGGCACGUAAAAGCCCUAAUGACGUGAUGCUAGAGGAACUUAAAGAGAGCCUGUCGGACACUCCUCCUGCUGGACCUUUGGUAAAUUUGUGCAAAACGCAUGAUCAAGCUAAAGCCGUAGUGCAAUUCAUUGAUGCUCUCGCUGAGAAACAGCUGAAACCUCCGACUUCCCUGACCGCAGGUAGAGGACGCGGCAAAUCGGCUGCAAUGGGACUGGCGAUAUCUGCGGCAAUCGCAUUUGGAUAUGUGAACGUGUAUGUCACUUCACCAUCUCCUGAAAAUUUGAUAACACUUUUCGAAUUUUUAAUGAAAGGUUUUGAUGUACUGAAGUACCAGGAGCACACCGAUUAUAGUAUAAUCAGAUCAACAAAUGCUGAUUUUAAUAAAGCCAUUAUUCGGAUUAAUAUAACUCGCAACAACCGUCAAACGAUUCAAUAUAUUUCUCCAUGCGAUGCGCACUUGUUAAACGCAGCCGAUUUGUUGAUCAUUGACGAAGCUGCAGCUAUCCCACUGCCUUUGGUUAAAGCUAUGUUAGGACCUUAUUUGGUGUUUAUGGCUUCCACCAUUAAUGGUUACGAAGGAACUGGACGUUCCCUAAGUUUAAAACUUUUAUCGCAGAUUCAGAAAGACAAUAAUGCACCUCCACCGGUAAGUUUUCCUUCUUUUGUUCUCAUUAUCGGUCCAUCUAACAUACAAAAACAUUCGCAGAUCAAAUUGGAAGAAUCUAUCCGUUAUAGUCCGCAUGAUGCAGUUGAGUCCUGGCUAACAUCUCUUCUAUGUCUCGAUGCGACUGUCGUGCCAAAUCUCAAUUCUGGAUGUCCAACACCAGAUGCAUGUGAACUGUAUUACAUUGAUCGGGAUGCUCUGUUCUCCUACCAUCGUGCUGCAGAGGCAUUCCUGCAGCGGGUGGUGUCAAUUUUUGUUUCAUCUCAUUAUAAAAAUAGUCCCAACGAUCUACAAAUGCUGAGCGACGCUCCGGCACAUCAUUUAUUUUGUCUGCUGGGUCCGAUUGUGAAGAAAGAUCAACUACCGGAAAUACUUGUUGUCAUACAGGUCAGUUUGGAAGGGCAAAUAUCAUCGCAAUCGAUACAAAAUUCUCUAGCUCGUGGUAUGAAGAGUGCUGGGGAUUUGAUUCCAUGGAAUAUUGCUGAGCAGUACGGUGAUCAACAGUUCCCAAAGCUCAGUGGAGCGAGAAUUGUGAGGAUAGCGACGCAUCCGAACUAUCAGAGGAUGGGUUACGGUAAGCGUGCUAUGAAAUUGUUACGAGGAUAUUAUGAAGGACAAUGCGCCUCCUUGUCGGACAGCCUAACUGAAGAGGAAGAGAAUAACGGAAUUCAGGCAAUAGAUGAUGACGAGGUCGACCUGUUGAAGGAAACCAUUGAACCUAGGAAGAAUGUACCAACUUUAUUGAAGAGACUGAACGAGAGGAGGUCAGAACAUUUGGAUUACUUGGGUACAUCAUUCGGACUGUCAAACGAUUUAUUAAGAUUUUGGAAAAGUCAAAAAUUUGUACCAGUUUACCUUAGCCAGAAGGAAAACGAUCUCACUGGUGAGCAUUCGUGUAUAAUGGUUUCACCUAUAAGUCAUAGUUUAGAAAAAUUGGAGACUAGUGACUGGUUGAAACAAUAUUUUAUUGAUUUUCGAAGACGUAUACUGAAGCUUCUGGGUAAAUCAUUCAGAAAAUUCAGUACAGGCAUGGCAUUGUCAUUGCUUGACAACCGAGCAGCGAAACUAGAUGAACAAGAUUUGACUCAGAAAUCAAUUGAUGAAUACUUUCUCCCCCAUGACAUCCAAAGAUUGGAAAUGUAUACUCGGAAUCAGGUAGAGUACAAGUUGAUCAUUGAUCUGACGACAGAUCUAGCCGCGCUCUACUUUCAAUCGAAAAUGGCCGUUAAGAUAGAUUCGCUCCAGAAGGCGAUAUUGCUGGGAAUCGGACUGCAGCAUAAAACUGUAGACGCACUUACUGAAGAAUUUAAUAUGCCGAGCAAUCAAGUUCUGGCUAGAUUUUAUGAUUGCAUUAAAAAGCUAACAAAGUAUAUUAACACAGUUAUCGAGCGCUCAAUCGAAAGUGGUUUAGUGAAUGAGAAUGAUCUGAACACUGGUGAAAAAUUGUUAGCACUUGAUACAACAAUAUCCGACGAAUUGGCAGAGGAUGUAGAAAAGUUACGAAAGAAACAGAAGCAAGAGCUUGCAAGAUUGAAGAAAGAAAAUCUAGAUCAAUUCGUCAUCAAAGGCACGGAGGAAGAGUGGAAGAAUGUACUGACAAACAGUAAAUCCACAAUCGUCUCUAUUAAGAGUGGAGAAAAACGGAUGGCAGAAAGUAAUGGUAUGGUUCUCGAGGAAAAUAAUAAUUCUAAAAAGAAGAAGAAGGCAAAAUUUUCCUUCGAAAAAAAAAGGAAAACAUAAAAAGGUAAAGGUGUAAUAUCUUAAGAUGUGCUAAUAAAUAUGAGCAAUAU
Molecule: messenger RNA, 3228 nt
Organism: Toxorhynchites rutilus septentrionalis
Lineage: Eukaryota; Metazoa; Arthropoda; Insecta; Diptera; Culicidae
Product: RNA cytidine acetyltransferase
Exons: 5
Coding region: 116-3178 (1020 amino acids)
Biological process (GO): rRNA acetylation involved in maturation of SSU-rRNA
Cellular component (GO): nucleolus; 90S preribosome
Molecular function (GO): 18S rRNA cytidine N-acetyltransferase activity; tRNA binding; ATP binding
Source: RefSeq, a predicted model, not a curated record